UAUAUAUAAAUUAGUUAGUAGUUAACGGUCUGAAGAGUAUCGUUGAUCUUACGUUGCUUUGCACCAUAUGUAGCUUUGCACCAUAUACAGCCAUUAUGGUGAUUAUACUUUUCAUCUUCAUUCUUGGAGGCCUAGCGGCGUCUUACUUUUAUUUGACCAAAAACUAUAAUUAUUGGCGAAAUCGAAAUAUUCCAUUCGCAAAAGGCAUACUUCCAGGAUUCGGACAUGUGUGGUCAUUGCUUUUAAUGCGAAUUACUCUAGCUGAUCUUAUUAAACAGAUCUGCAGUGGUUAUCCGAAUCAAAGUAUGGUAGGUUUCUACUAUCAGACAACACCCGCGUUAGUGAUUCGCGAGCCAGAAUUGAUAAAGACAGUCCUGCAGACAAACUUCGCAAGUUUUUCUAAGAACUUAUGGAAUGUUGAUCCUCACCUGGAUCGUCUGCUGAGAGUGAAUCCAUUUUUUACCUACGGCGAUACAUGGCUGAUAUCCAGAAGAUUUUUCAGUCUUGCAUUUACUAGCAGGUACUUAAAAACUUACUUUAACUGCAUUGAGCAGGUGUGCAAGAAGCUUGAAAAUUUCCUGAACGAUAAGCUGAGGAAGAAUAAUAAUGUGAUAGAACUUGAUUUAAAUAAACUGGCCAGCAGCUAUACUACGUCAGUAGCGUCUUUGAUCAGUUUCAGUGUGGAACAAAAUAUAUCUUACGAACACGAAUCACAGUCGGUAUUGUUUGCCAACGUUGCCGAGAAGGUAUUCGGUCCGUCUCUUUAUUCCCGAAUUAUGCAGUCUUUCAAUUUCUAUUUUUAUGAUCUGAAAAGACUUUUGCGAAUGUCAUUUAUACCCAAAAAAGUAAAUCAUUUCUUUUCUACCACCGUAAAGGAAAUAAUAGACAUUCGGCAACAAGAGCAGAGUGCACAUAGAUUGGACUUUUUGCAGCUAAUGUUGAAUAUGAAAAAAAACAAAGAAAUCGAAGAAGAUUUGAUCGCUGCUUAUGUUUUCACCCUUUUUGUCAAUAUCAGUGAUACGUCGAAUGUGUCACUAAGCUUUGUGGUUUAUCAAAUUGCCCGUCAUCCGCAUGUCCAGCAGAAGCUUCGUGACGAAGUGAAGAGUGUGCUCGAAAAAUACGACGGCCGGUUGACCUACGACGCUUUGAAGGAAAUGACGUACUUGGACCAGGUGUUGAAGGAGUCGCAAAGAGUAUAUUCUACGGCGUCUUGCUUGGCUAAGAUCUGCACCGAGGAGUUCGAGCUAAAGGGUUCGGAUGGGCUUAGUUGCCGCGUACAUCCAGGAACAAUAAUCUUCAUAAAUGUCCACGAAAUGCACAAGAACCCGAAGUAUUGGCCCAAUCCAGACGUCUUCGACCCCGACCGAUUCGAUAAGAAGACAAAAAUCAACAAAUACACCUUCCUGCCGUUCGGUGAGGGACAGAGAAUCUGCGUGGCCAUGAGAUUGGCUCUGUUACAAUCGAAGGCUUACUUGGCCGUGAUCAUGAAGAAUUACACUCUGGAGGUAUCGUCGAAAACGCCGAAGGAGCCUUUUAAGUUUUUGCCCGGUAGAUUUCUGACAUCACCCGUAGGCAGAUUAUGGGUUCAUUUUAAGCCUCUUUCUAGUUAGGAAUAUUGGCGAGUAAUAAUGCGUACUUUAUAUAGCUAUAAAUAUUCUUUAUAAUAUCUACCAAAAUGGAAAGUCUAAGACCAAUCCGUAGGGACCGGUGUGUUAAGUCUUAACGUGUUAAGAGUAACGUGGUAAGUUAACGUGUUAACUAGUAAUAAUAAAAUAAUUCCCGUAAUUCUUUAUCUUUCGUAUUUUUUUCUCUAAACUUUUCGACAAUAUUCCUAGCUAUAAAGAAUAUUUAUAGCUAGGAAUAUUGUCGAAAAGUUUAGAGAAAAAAAAAUACGAAAGAUAAAGAAUUAUGAGAAUUAUUUUAUUAUUACUAGUUAACACGUUAAGACACACCGGUCCCUACGGAUUGGCCCUAGAUUUUCUAUUUUGGUAGAUCUACUUUAGAGAACGAAACUGUACUAUGUGUAUAACUGACGAUUCUUUAACCGUCCCGGUAAUUGAACGAUAGUCGUUAAUUUAGUCGUCCAAUCGCUUCUCGUUUUCUUAUCUUUUGUUUAUUGUUUGUGUAUCGCGGCUUUAUCUAUUUGACGGUAGGAUGUGACGUAAACGUUAAGCAAAAUGGCACUUGGUGUGUUAAAAUAUUUAGCCAGUGUUAUAUGUAAAUCGCGUUUUUCUUAUCUAUCUCAGGAAACCAUAACGUAGUUAAAUAAACGAGGUCGAGUUUGUAAGCGAAUUACUAUAGGUUUACAAGUAAUCUUUAACCAUUAGAAAACACAUGUUAGAAUUAGUUAAAAAAAUCAUAUACGUUUUACAUAAACAUAUAUGCACGCGUAAAUGUUAUCGUAAUAUAUAUUCUAUUUAUGUUAACUAGUAGUUCACAUGUAGUUUGAAAUUAAAUUUGAUAUUUAAGUAUUUUUAUCUUAUCUUUACAAAAAGAGAAAGCUUUAUGAAUAUAAGCAUUUUUUAGAAGAAAUAGUAUGAUAAGAGAGCUCGAGCGAAAAAAUCUAAUCUUCACAUAUACCGUCUAAAUAGUGAUUAAUGUUGAUUUAAAGUAAUGAGAAUUUUUGUUUCAAUGCGUUUUACCCGAUAUUGUAUGUAUCACAAUAAGGAAAUAUAUAUAUACGCCCUUUC
Molecule: messenger RNA, 2690 nt
Organism: Odontomachus brunneus
Lineage: Eukaryota; Metazoa; Arthropoda; Insecta; Hymenoptera; Formicidae
Product: cytochrome P450 6B7-like
Exons: 1
Coding region: 96-1610 (504 amino acids)
Molecular function (GO): oxidoreductase activity, acting on paired donors, with incorporation or reduction of molecular oxygen; heme binding; monooxygenase activity
Source: RefSeq, a predicted model, not a curated record